CUCACUUCAGGUUUUACAGACAUUUCACCAGAGGAGUUGAGGCUUGAAUACCAUAACUUCUUAACCAGCAAUAACUUACAGAGUUAUCUAAAUUCCCUCCAACAGUUAAUAAAUCAAUGGAGAAACAGAAUAAAUGAAUUGAAGAGUCUAAAUACAUCAACUAACAUAGCCUUGCUCUCAGAUGUAAAGGAUGGAGUAAAUCAAGCAGCACCUGCAUUUGGAUUUGGCAGUACACAAGCAGUAACAUUUGGAUCACCAGGUUUUCCAGUGAAUAACAGCAGCAGUGCUAAUGCUCAGAAUUUUAGUUUUAAACCAAGCUCUGGAUUUGCCUCUGCCCCUUCUGGAAGUCCUCCUGUGUUCGGGAAUACUCCAGCAUUUGGAGCUGCAUCCUCUGCCAGUUCUGCCAUCACUACUUCUGUUCCAACGUUUGGAUUUGGGAAACCUGCAGUCACAUCUGCUGCUUCAUUUUCUUUUAAAAGUCCUGCAGCUUCUGGUUUUGGAUCACCUGGAUUUUCAGGAUUUCCAGCUUCCAUGGCAGCAGGCUCUUUUGGAGCUCCAGGGGCCCCAGCCUUUGGAAGUGGCACUUCUGUGGCUGGUUUUGGUAGUCUAGGCUCACAUUCUCACACUGCUUUUUCCAAGUCAUCUAGUGACACCUUUGGAAAUAGUAGCAUAUCCACCUCUCUCCCAGUCUCAAAUGGCAGCACCACAACAGAUAAUGAAUUAUUCACACCCAGGGAUCAAUUAACAGCAGAAGAACUAGAACAAUUUCAGUCCAAGAAAUUUACUCUGGGAAAAAUUCCUUUAAAGCCACCACCUGCGGAACUUCUAAAUAUUUGAAAGGACAAUUUUAAAUACAGAAAAGAACAGCUCUUAAAAUUGUUUUGAGUGGUUUGUAUAAAAUUGCUUUGAGUAGUUCAAAUAUAUACAUAUGUAUGUAUAUAUGUAUAUAUAUACUAAUAAGGAAUAUAAGCUUUCAUUAAUAACUUUAGGGGUCUUGAAAUUCAAUAUUUUUUUCUAAGUAAAGCAUAAAAAAUACUCGCAACAGGUUUUUUUUUACUUUAAUUAUGAAUGGAAGUGAAAAAAACUGUCAGUGUGCACUGAAUAAAGUGCAUUUCCAUCUA
This is a messenger RNA of Leptonychotes weddellii (Weddell seal), 1121 nucleotides long. Lineage: Eukaryota; Metazoa; Chordata; Mammalia; Carnivora; Phocidae. The record is from RefSeq and is a predicted model, not a curated record.